GAAUCACCACGAUUCGUGCGGAUGGAUCUCAACAUGCUUUCCAUUUUCUUGGCAAUUUGCUGGCUCUACAAGAUACUCGUCCUCUGGAAAGUUGUGCAUAGGAUUUCCUAUCUCGUCAACGUUCAGUAUUUCGCGAAUAAAAAGAGAAAUUUCGAAAACAACAAGCCUAUAAUACAUCGCAUCAAUAACCAAUCAAUACUGCGUAUUCGUCGUAUCGUAACUGUUUUCGUGGUGGUAUAUCUAGCAUGUUGGACACCAUAUUGGUUUCUUUUCUGUUUUCUUUCAGUGGUCCAAAUUUUACACAGAUGGAUGGUAGUCGUGUCGGCGUUCACUCAUCUUUUACCGUACAUCGCUUGCACCGCUUAUCCAAUAAUUCUCACUGCCAUGAACAAAGAGAUUCACAAUGCUCAUUCGUCUAUAAUCGACAGCAAGAAAAGGCAGUUGAGUAGCAUUCGGCACGGAGCCCUUCAGGAUCCGUUACCGUCCUGGUACCACACUAGUCGCAUGGUGGCAAAUCUCCCUCUGAUCCACAAGGGCGGCGACUGUCUGUAG
This is a messenger RNA of Angiostrongylus costaricensis, 552 nucleotides long. The record is from the annotation of a GenBank genome assembly. Lineage: Eukaryota; Metazoa; Nematoda; Chromadorea; Rhabditida; Metastrongylidae.